AUGUCCAGGAGCUCCCGGGUGGUGCUGGCCAUCUCCGCGCUGCUCUCCGCCGCCACGGUGGUGGCCGUGCACGUCCAGCAGCAGUGGGAACGGGAGAGGCUGCACAGUGGAGUUCUCAGAGAUCUUGAGCGUCAGAGUCAGAAAAAGGAGAAUCUUCGCCUCCUGGAAGAGCAGAUAGCUUUGACAAAGCAGCUUAUGGAAGAAAGAGACAAGGCACUAAUGGAAAAAGGGUCCCAGCAGUCCUAA
Messenger RNA from Indicator indicator, 246 nucleotides. RefSeq names its product protein PET117 homolog, mitochondrial. Bases 1 to 246 code for a protein of 81 amino acids. The transcript has 2 exons. Gene Ontology annotation, biological process: mitochondrial respiratory chain complex IV assembly. Gene Ontology annotation, cellular component: mitochondrion. The record is from RefSeq and is a predicted model, not a curated record. NCBI's taxonomy places the organism in Eukaryota, Metazoa, Chordata, Aves, Piciformes, Indicatoridae.